AUGUCUUCUGAAAGAGCGUGUAUGCUUUGUGGAGUUGUACUCACCACUGCAGAAUUUACCAAGGAUGGAUGUCCGAAUUGUCAGGGUAUUUUUGACGAAGCUGGAGUGAGCACGAUGGAAUGCACUUCGCCUUCUUUCGAAGGUCUCGUGGGAAUGUGCAGGCCGUCUAAGUCAUGGGUGGCCAAAUGGAUCAGCGUAGAUCCUUAUAUACCGGGCAUGUACGCCAUCAAAGUCGAUGGAAGACUGCCUAUCGAGGUCUCAGACAUGUUGCCACAUUACAAGCCACGGGAUGGUACUCAGGUGGACUGA
Lachancea meyersii CBS 8951 is the source of this 309-nucleotide messenger RNA. Lineage: Eukaryota; Fungi; Ascomycota; Saccharomycetes; Saccharomycetales; Saccharomycetaceae. The record is from the annotation of a GenBank genome assembly.